Chiloscyllium plagiosum (whitespotted bambooshark) is the source of this 1466-nucleotide messenger RNA. NCBI's taxonomy places the organism in Eukaryota, Metazoa, Chordata, Chondrichthyes, Orectolobiformes, Hemiscylliidae. The record is from RefSeq and is a predicted model, not a curated record.
AUGGGAGAUCAGGCUUUUAGAUUUACUAAGGAGAAGUCAGGGAAGACUGCAAAUGGGAAAGAAAUACCCCCCGAUAGUCCAUUAGGUCGGACGUUAAGUCUAUGGACGGACAGUAGUAGAACAAAGGACUUAAAGAAAGAGACCAUGAUAAAAUAUUGUUGUUUUAUAUGGACCAAGGAACCUAUCCGCGCCCCCUUGGUAGUUUGGCCCGAAUAUGGGUCUGAUGAAGACUGGGUGUGUCAAAUCCUAAAUGUAUAUGUUAACAGAAAACAACCGUUUGACCCAGAAGAGAGCAAAUACGCCGUCGCCUGGCUGGCAGGCGAUAGCGAGGGUCCCACGCGUCUCUAUCCUCUGAUUCCCCAAACAGACCCGAGGAAGCCCCAGAAGUCUUGGGACGUUCUCACCGACGGUUUGCCACCGUCUGCCCCGCCCCCGUAUAUACCACCCGCGCACGACCAGGCGCACGACCAGGCGCACGACCAGGCGCACGACCAGGCGUCCAGCGCGGACCUCCCUCCUGCGACGGAUAAAUCCGAUUCCCAGCAGGCUAUGACCAGUGCGGCAGGGACUGCUGGGGGGAGCACAGGAGGGGGCGCAGAACCCACCCCAGGCACUAGGAAAUCGGUCCGACUCGAGAUGUGGAGGGGCCGAGAAGAGGGAUUGAGAGCUGGGAGGAGUGACAAUAUUGAACAGCUGAACUCCUUACGAGAGGUGCCGUUUGGGAACGACCGGACUGGGUUCGUAGUACAACCUUUAAAUUCUGGGGAUAUCCGGCAACUCCGUAACGAACUACCCCGUCUACUGGACGACCCCAUCAGUGUGGGAAUACAACUGGACCAAUUUCUGGGGCCCAGUAUAUACACAUGGGCCGAAUUACAGGCCAUGAUGAGAAUAUUAUUUAAUUACGAUGAAAUUGUUAUGAUCCGGAAUAGUGCAAUGGCCAUUUGGGAUAAGGAGCAUCAGGGAGGCCCUCAGCGUGGAGAGCAGAAGUACCCCUUAGAGGACCCCCGGUGGGAUCAUAACGACGCGGGGGGACGGGCCAAUAUGACAGAUCUCAGAAGCCUUAUAAUCAGGGGAAUCAAAACCUGCGUGCCUAAACAGCGGAAUUUAGCGAAAGCAUUCGAAGUUGGACAGAAAAAGGAUGAAUCCCCGAGUGAGUUUUUAGACCGUUUGCGGGAGUCCAUACGAAAGUAUUCAGGUUUAGACCCCGAUGGGGAAAUAGGCAAGGGCAUGCUUAAGGUGCACUUUGUGACUAAGUCAUGGCCUGACAUUCAGAAGAAAUUACAGAAAGUGGAGGAUUGGGCUGAAAAAGAUGUUGCAGAAUUAUUACGGGAAGCACAGAAGGUCUACGUUCAGAGGGAUGUAAUAAGGGAGAAACAAAAGACAAAAAUGAUGGUGGCAGCCGUACGGGAAGCUUGUAAAUCCACCGGAAUGGGGGAAGAAGGUUAUGGGAUGGAAAGAGGAAG